Cavenderia fasciculata is the source of this 2331-nucleotide messenger RNA. RefSeq names its product D111/G-patch domain-containing protein. The record is from RefSeq and is a predicted model, not a curated record. Gene Ontology annotation, cellular component: nucleus; cytoplasm. Gene Ontology annotation, molecular function: nucleic acid binding; methyltransferase cap1 activity. The transcript has 7 exons. Gene Ontology annotation, biological process: 7-methylguanosine mRNA capping. Lineage: Eukaryota; Evosea; Eumycetozoa; Acytosteliales; Cavenderiaceae. The coding region runs from base 1 to 2331 and encodes 776 amino acids.
AUGAGCUAUGCCCCAGUUCAAGAUGACAGGACUAGAAAGGUAGUUAUCUUUAAUCAACAUGAUAUGAGAAUAGCUGAUAUUGUGAGAGAGUACGGUGCAAGCAGCAGCAGUAACAAUAACAAUUACACAAACAAUUACACAAACAAUUACACAAACAGUUACACCAACAACAAUAAUAACCAACAAGCAUCACAUUACCAACAACAACAACAAAGUAACCAUCAUCAGCAACAUGCACAACAAUAUCAACAGCAGCAACAACAACAACAACAUCAACAACAUCAACAACACAAUGAACUACAAGAAUUUGGAGGAGUAGAUGGCGAUGAAGAUGAUGAUGAUGGUAGUAGCGUAAGCUCAAGUAGUGGAAGUGAUGAAGAAGAAGAGGAAAUUGAACAACAACAAAAACUACAAAAACUACAAUAUAAACCUACAUUUGGUUCAAAUAUGUUGGCAAAAUUUGGAUAUAAAGAAGGACAAGGUUUGGGUAAAGAUAAUGAUGGUAUUGUGAAUCCAAUUGAAGCAAUACAAAGAGUAGGAAAGGGAGGUAUUGGUGCUGCACAACCAACAUUGGGUGAGAUACCCAAACCAGAUUACACGGCAGAUGAAAUACAUGGUUUAGAAACAAAAAUAUUCCCAGCUGAUCAACAAGUUGUUUGGAUACGUGCAGUCAAUGGUGAUCAAUGGGAAAUAGAAAAACAAAGAAUACUCGAUGUUCAAUCAGUCGAUGACCUCGACUACCAAUUACAAGUAUCUGAUGCAUUUGUCAUCCCUGAACGUGGCAAUCAAAUAUGUCCUCCAGAAUUGAUUGCUAGAUUGGAAGAACAGAAAAAUGUAUUGGACACUGUCGACAGAAAUAUAUUUAUUAGAGCUCGUUCAAGAGCCAAUCCAUAUGAAGAUAUCAAAGGUGCUAUUUUCCAAAAUAGAGCUGCUCUUAAAAUGGCAAAUUUAGAUCAACUUGCUCAAGUUUCAAUGCCAGGAAAAAAGAUAUACUUUGCAGAUGUUUGUGCAGGUCCUGGAGGGUUUACAGAAUAUUUGUUGUAUAGAAAGGUAAAGGAAGGUGGAGCAAGAGGAUUUGGGUUUACAUUGGAAGGUGAUUGCGAUUGGAAAUUGGACAACUUUACAGAUGAUAGUCACAUUAAAUUCACAGCCAAUCCAGCGAGUCCCGGACGUGUGUUUCGAGAACAUUCGAGAAACUAUGUCAAUCCAGCUGACACCAAUUGGAACUUUAUGAUUGAUUAUGGUGCCGACAAUGAUGGCGAUGUUUUAAAGAGUAAAAAUAUUAAGCAUUUUUCAAAUCUAGUCUUGAAACGUACAGAUGGAAAACGAUUGGAUCUCUUUAUGGCAGAUGGUGGUGUGAGUACCGAUGGCAAUGAAAACAACCAGGAAUUCCUUCUUCAACAUCUCAUUCUUUGUCAAUUCCUCAUGAUGUUUGAAACACUUGGUGAAGGAGGUAACUUUGUUUGCAAGAUUUUCGAUACAUUCAAUCCAUUUACAAUUGGUCUAAUGUAUUUAGUCUAUCUACAAUUUGAUUCAUUUUCAAUUAUUAAACCUUAUACAAGUAGACCUUUAAAUUCUGAAAGAUAUGUUGUUGCCAAAAAAAAGAUGGCAAGAAAUCAAAACAUUAUUGAUUAUUUACAUGUGGUAAACGAAAAAUUAAACAAAGGAGAAAAUGUAACAAAGAUUGUCGAUUAUGCUGAUGAUCAAUUUAAACAAUAUGUUUAUAAAACAACUAAAGAUUUAUGCGAAAUCCAAAUUGAAGCUUUUAACCAUUUAUUCUUAUGCUUUGGAGACAAUACUUUACAAAUAGGUGAUCAUGUAAAAAUUAAAGAAGAUUGUCUAAAGAUAUGGAAUAUCCCAAAUGAAUCUAGAAAUGAUAGAAGAAGAAAUAAUAAUUUUAAUCGUAAUAAUAAUCAUAAUAAUAGACAUAAUAAUGGUAAUAAUAACAAUGGUAAUGGUAGACCAUCUUAUCAUCCAUAUCCAUCACACCAAAAUCAAACCAAUCGACAAGGUGCUUAUAGCCACUUUAAUAAUAAUAGAGAUAAUAAUAAUAGAGAUAUGGGAGAAAAAAAUUAUGAAAGAUUCAAUGUGGAAGCUUUGGCAAACGAUAGUGAAUCAUAUUCUCAUAGUGGAAGUGGAGGAAGAGCACAAACUCUCAAACCAUCAUCUGCUUUGGGUAAAAGAACCCAUCAACAAUCUACUACAACCGAUCCACAGCUCGACACAUCGUCACCUCAGUUUGCAGCUGCAGUUGCAGCUAGAGUUAUCUAUCAAAAAUGUGAUAAUAGAGAUUUUUAUUUGUACAAACAAUUAAUCAUAAAGAUUAAAUGA